Ostertagia ostertagi is the source of this 4464-nucleotide messenger RNA. The record is from the annotation of a GenBank genome assembly. NCBI's taxonomy places the organism in Eukaryota, Metazoa, Nematoda, Chromadorea, Rhabditida, Trichostrongylidae.
AUGUCGGCUACGGCCGGACAGCCGUCGGAUGGACAAGACGACAAGGACAAGUCACUUCUCAAAGAAGGCGAUGAGGCUCCACAGAGACCGUUGGAUAUCGAACGCUUACGACGAUGCAUCAUUGAAUUCGUGCAUGAAAAUUUUCUUGAAGUGGUUUUUUGGCAAAUGCAAACGGCAAAUAAGGAUUUUGAUGAGAUGCUCGGCGUUCAGGCUGUGGUUCUUCUUAGCAAAAUGGAUGAGUGUAAUUAUUCUAGCAUGUGUGUAGAAGGAUUGGCCCUUACUGCGGAUUUCACCCUGCGAACUAUUAUGGAUCCGCAAAAGUGGAUUUUCAUUGAGGAAAAUAUCCCGCUCAUGGACUACAAAGGUGUUCGAAGUCUGUUUAACCUCAAUGUUCAGAUGUCUGAUAUAUCAGCAAGUUCAACAGUAUACCAGCCCAGUUAUCUCCUGAGCAACGGCGACAACUAUUGCCUGCCGAAACGAAUUCUUCUCAAGAUUCUGGACCCAGAUCUCAACGUAAUACCACCGAUUUUCACCUUAACUGAGCUUAGCCGUGGAAUCCUAAAGCGCGCCUACAUGUUUCCCUUCCUACCCAAGGCAACCAUUUGUCGUUUCAGUCAUCGUGCUCCUUACCUUCCAUACAAGGCUGAAUUGCGAGCACCUCAGACAUAUCUUCUUUACACUGUCAUAAGACAACCGCGCGGAAAGGAGGUGCUCUCGGGUCUUUUACGUCAAGUCACGCAUGGCAGAACCCAGUGGGACGAAAUUCUCUCAGUAUUGAUAAGUGAAACCAUGGCGGAGGUUCAAAAGCUUCCUGAGGAAAUUGAAAUCCCGCGCUAUCAGUGGGAAAACCUCAUGAGUAUAAUCAUGUAUGGCAUCACUCAAAAGCAUAUAAAUCUGAGCCGCCUGCUUAGCCUGCUUUCAAACGUCCUCGUCAAAACUGGAUAUCGAAGGGCACGCGAUGAAGUGAUGUGGAUAAUGCUUCAGAUAGCGGGCACAUUCCAACAACAUCUACAAAAGGAACAAGUAGAGGAAAUGGCCAGGCUCUAUAACCUUUUGUUCAACGAUGACGUCGUUUGGACGGGCGCCUCUGAUCAUCCAUCUCAACUUGUUCGAUUUCUAGCUGCUGCUUGUAUGUGGAAUAUCCUCGAUGGAUCGGAGAAGAGCAUGAUUAUUUCCUAUCGUCUCCCGGUCAUGAGAGCUGGAGAAGCUGGAGCAUCUAAUUUUAUCGCUUCUCAUCGCUUUGGAGAGCGUGAGGGAUUACCGCCCCCAAGUGAAUGCCUGGCCAAUCAAAUUGAAUUCGUACGUUCUAACACGGGUCCACCAGACGAGGCCAUGCAGGCGGUUUUGGAUAACGCGUUCCGACACGAGUCUCCUGUAUCCCGAAAUGUUCACGCGAUUUUCCAACAGCGGCUGGAUGGACAACCCACAGACGAACCACAUUUGCUACCAUAUGCCGAGCGAAAUAAUAAACUGAUAUGCCUUCGAUAUGCAGCUCCUGCGGAUGGACUGAGUUUGAAGGAUCAGUGCUACAUGUUACUGGAUCUGCUAUGCUACAGGUUGCCAUCGAUUCCAAUGAAUUUUCGAACAUCAAUGUCCCAUACUCAUGAUCCUACUCCAGCUGGUCUCCGCCUUUGUAUGACAAUCCAUAGUGCCAUGGCUCAGCAGCAAAUCGCUACCAAUUAUGGUCUCUAUUCUGCAAUGGAGCACACACUCAUGCGUCAAUGGGCUUGGAACUUGUUACCAGAUACUAUCAGUCUUGCUCAUUUGUUUGUAGAUAAUGCUUUCGGGAACACAUUGUUGAAUUUAAACUCUUGGUUGGUUUACAAUCCAAUGGAUAAUGCAAGGGCUGGUAGACUGGUAGUGUGCCCAGAGAUCGUUCGUAUGUUGUUGAUUACAAUGAUGAGGGCCAUGAAAAUUAUGGGAAUCGAAAGUGAUCCAGAGCUAAUGCGGAUCAAUCAAGUGUACACAUGGGCUCCAAGUCAGCUUUCAUCCUUGCCUCUGACUGCGCAGCGUACAGCCAUCACCCUUGAAGAAGACACAGCCAAGGCCGAAGCGUUUCAGAGAGAGGUUCAUACCGAUUUUAUGCAAAUGGCAGGGCAGCCAGAAAUGUCUUGGAUGGAAUACAUGUCGAUGCCGUCAAGACAGCCAACAAUUCUAUGUGUAAUUUUCCGUUACCUCAUAGAAAGCCCACCGGAACAUCAGAUUUUGUCACCAGUGAUCUACCAAAUUCUUGAUCGGCUUACAUGCAGAGAAUAUGUGCUAGCGGUGAAUGCAACUGACUACAUAAUUUCCCAGUGCAGCGCUGAGAAGAAUUCAGAGGAGUUUCUUCCAAUGAUGAUUCGCGUACUAAAUAUGAUGGUUUUCCAUCGUCAUGUGAUGACGUUCGAUCGCCUAUUGCUUUCCUUAGUUCUUCAUCCAGCCACUGACCAUGCGAGUCAAAUUGCAAUGGUCAUUGUUCAGGCUUUACUUAACUGCUCGGAAAUAAACGAAAGAAUAGAUUUCUAUUGCCGGUUUAUUCCUCGGCGAGAUGUGGAUGCUCCAGAACAUUUCCGUCGAUUAACGGAAUAUCAUCGGAAAUUCCCUGAAAUGACAUUCGCAGAGAUGGCUAAUCGACCUCCUAUGAUGGCUGAAAUGAUCAAUCCACGAGCACAUUAUCCCAUUUAUUAUGGAAGUCUUAUAGAGCGAUUAUUACCGAUUUUGGAUUUCACAUUGGCACGAGCGUUGGAACUUCAAGUGGAUAAUAUAUUCUCGACAAUACUCACCACUUGUGGACCGAUAUAUAAGUUCCAUCCUUAUCCGAUAACGUUUCUUUAUACUAUUUUGUUCUGCAUGCAUGAGCAGCUGGGUCAUCAUCCAAGAGCUCGGCAAUUUGUGCUGGCCAUUUUAUGUCAAGGCGAUCAAAGCUCAUUGACUCAAUCGUUUAUCAACGAUAAUCACCAGAGGGUAUACUCGUUCGAGGAACUUGUGUACGAGCUGGCUGAUCGAAUUAUCACAUGCAGUGAAUUCAUCCUCACGCCUCCAUCGUACGUGGCUCCUGACUGGCGAUUUGCGGAAUACCCACCGGCUGCUCAGGCUUUAUACCUUGCCUGCAUUGAGCUCCUUGCCAGUCCUCAUUCACCGGAGAACGAAUUCCUUGCUGUAAUUGACAGCGGCGUAUUGGCAGAAAUGACAUUCGAAGAGAUAGUCUUCGAUGAGUUUGAGGAGCGGCAACUUCUGCAAAUGGCUAGUCGUCCACUUAUCGUGAACGUGGUUGCUCAAGCUUAUUGGUAUCACAGCAACCUGACAUCCUUAUCAAAAUUGAUAUCGACAUUUGCUGGGGAAGUCUGUAGUCGUGCCAAUACAGAAAACGAUCUGUGGUAUGCGCUGAGGCUUGUCGUGCCCCUCCUGCAACGAUGCAACGACUGGCGUGAAAAAGUAAAGCAUGAAGAGAGUCUCAAGGUAGUCAGCGUACUUUAUACGAAGAUUGGCGACAUUACUGAGCGUUAUGGGGAUAUUUUGCAUGGGGAUGAGCUAUGCGAUCUGCUCUACUACUUCAAGUACAUGUUCGUUGGAGAUUUUCUGAGAAAAGAAGCUGAAGCGGCAUUUCCCAGGUUUCCGCCGCGGAUGCGAGAACGGCUGAAGUUCUACACAUCCUUCUCAUCGAACAAGGAAAAAGAUGAAGAUCAUUGUCAUUCGAAAAUGAGUGCAGUCAAUCGGCCAGAUCUGGCUAAGAUAUUGAAGUCACGAUCGAAUGCUGCUGAACGCUCAGCUGAGGCAUCAGUGAGUGUUGGAGGUGUGCGGUUUAUGCAAGGGCAACCGUCGACGUCUACAUUCCGCUGGUCCUCGUCGUCAUCAUCGUCAUCCUCGACGCCCAAUUCGUGGGUUAAAAGGCUAGCCGAGUUGAAAUCUUGCCCAUGGAAGCAUUCCAGGUACUGGGGAGAUUUGUCAUGGAGAAACGCAGAGAAGCUGUUGCUACUAUGCGAGGACGGAGCCUUUCUUGUGAGAGACAGCCACAGUGACAACCAUCUUUUCACGGUCAGCUACAAGCAUUCAGAAAAGGUAUUCCAUUCUCGUGUAGAAAUAAGUGGUCAAUUCGCCCACCUUGGUGGACCGCUGUCGUUGGAACGAUCAGAGAGUGUAGUGGAUUUGUUGAAACAUGCCAUCCAAAUAUCCUAUAGCCGCGAACGAGAUAUCCUGAUGCAUCGACGUGGCGAAGAGGCGGAGGCGUCGGAAAUUCGCCUACAGUAUCCUCUCUCUCGUCUGUCACUGCUCCCUCGCUUACAGUACCUUUGUCGACUGAAAAUCAGGCUUACGGUUCGACAGGAUCGGAUAUCAGAGUUGCCGCUACCGCCAAAGUUGUUAGCCUAUGUGGCUGAUCCGAAAUUUUUGAUACCAAAUAUUAGGGAGUGUUUGCGGGUACUUGAGGAUAGAAGGGAAAGGAUAAUAAUGAUGGGGUGUAUGCGUAAUGAUAUCUAUAACAAAUAG